GGGCGCGCGCAGUGGGCGUGGCCCGAGGGCGUGGCCCGGAGGGAGGCGGGGCCGCGGGCGCUGUCUCAGUGAAAGCCCGAGCUGCGGCGGCGGCGGAGGCGUCCGGGCGGGUGUGCGCGCGUGUGGGGCGCAGGCUCGGCGGCGGCGGCGGCGGCACAGCCUGCGGAGGCAGCGGCCCGUCUGGAGCGGCCGCUGCGAGGACGCCAGCUGCAGCGGGAGAGGUGCAACCGGGGCUGCGCGCUCCGCGGGGCCGGCGGGGGCCGGGAACAGGUGAUCCCAGCGGGUCGCCGAGCCCCAGCGAGUUGGCGGGGCGGGAGUCCGCACUCCCGGGCGCAGCUGCAGCCGCCCCGCCGCGGCUGGUCGCGGACGGCGGACUGCGCCCGGCGCCGGACCGCGCGGCUCGGGCGUCCCUCUGCUCCCGGGGGCCCAGGAAGCCCCCUGCCCUGGGGGCGCAGAAGUGCCCGCUCCCGCUGCCCGGCGUCCGCUCCGAGGCGGAGCAAAGUUGUGGACGUGUCCCGAUAGCCGAGCCGGGAGCUGUCACGACCCGGCCGGGUCGGCGCGCUCUUUCAGCGGCGCUGACACGCCAGCCCCGCCACCGCCUCGCCCCCUGAGCCGGCCCCUUCUGGAAACUGCUUCUGAGGCUGAAACUUUGGGCCGAGGGGCUGCGGGCGGCGCGGCGCGGGGACGAGGCCUGCGGGCGCCCCUCCGCGCGGACAGCCUGGGCUCCGAGGACGGCAUGUGACGGCCCCGGCGGCGGCCGCAGCGCGGGAAGGAGCGGGCCCCGCGGGGUCCGGCCGCUGCGAGGAGGGGCUCCGCGGCGGCCGGAGCGAAGGCUGUGGCGCGCGGCCGACCCCUGCGGGCCCGGGCCCCGAGCCGUGCCGCCCGGCGCGCCCGGGCCCCGCCGAGGCCCUUGCGCCCCCGCCUCGGCGCGGGGGGACGCGCCCCCAAACUCCUUGAACUUCAGGGGCGGCCCCCGAAGCGGCGAAACUCUCAGGGACCCCCACCCCGGGCGGCGCCCCUCGACGACCUCCCCGCGCCAAACCCCCUGCCGGCCAGUGCCUGCCCUCCGAGGGCCUCGGGGUGGGGGGGCCCGGCCGGAGCUGACCGGCCCCAGCCCCGCGCCAGGCCACGAUGCUCAUGAGGAAAGUCCCCGUCUUCGUCCCGGCCUCCCCGUGGGGGCUGCGGCUGCCGCAGAAGUUCCUCUUCCUUCUCUUCCUCUCGGGCCUCGUCACCCUGUGCUUCGGGGCGCUCUUCCUGCUGCCCAACUCCUCUCGCCUCAAGCGCCUCUUCCUGGCCCCCCGGACCCAGCAGCCCGGCCUGGAGGUGGUGGCCGAAGUCGCCGGCCACCCUCUGGCCCGCGAGCAGGAGUCGCCUCCCAACCCGGCCCCCGCCGUGCCAGCCCCGGGUGAGGACGACGCCAGCAGCCAAGCCAAUGCCCGGCGCCGGAAAGGGUGGCUGCGGCGCACCCACCCCACCGGGACGCGCGAAAUGGCCACGGCGGCCCGGAGCAGCGGCAGCGCGGCCCUCAGACCCCAGGAGCCGAGCAUUCCGUUUAGCUUUGACUUCCACGCGUUCCAGAGCCGCCUCCGCCACCCGGUCCUGGGGACUAGGGCGGAUGAGAGUAAGGAGCCCCAGAGCCUAGUUCGAGCCCAGCGGGAGAAAAUCAAGGAGAUGAUGCAGUUCGCCUGGCAGAGCUACAAGCGUUACGCGAUGGGGAAAAACGAGCUCCGGCCACUCACGAAAGACGGCUACGAGGGCAGCAUGUUCGGAGGCCUCAGCGGGGCAACCAUCAUUGACUCCCUAGACACCCUCUACCUCAUGGAGCUGCAGGACGAGUUCCAGGAGGCCAAGGCUUGGGUUGAAGAGAACUUCCACCUGAACGUGAGUGGAGAAGCAUCCUUGUUUGAGGUGAACAUCCGGUACAUCGGGGGACUCCUCUCAGCCUUCUACCUGACGGGAGAAGAGGUGUUCCGAAUCAAGGCCAUCAAGCUGGGAGAGAAACUCCUGCCCGCCUUCAACACCCCCACGGGAAUCCCAAAAGGUGUUGUGAACUUCAAAAGCAGCUCCAACAGGAGCUGGGGCUGGGCCAUGGCAGGGAGCAGCAGCAUCCUGGCGGAGUUCGGGUCCUUGCACUUGGAGUUCUUACACCUCACCGAGCUCUCUGGCAACCAGGUGUUCGCAGAAAAGGUCAGGAACAUCCGGAAGGUCCUCAGGAAGAUUGACAAGCCCUUCGGCCUCUACCCCAACUUCCUCAGCCCAGUGAGCGGAAACUGGAUGCAACACCACGUCUCGGUUGGAGGACUCGGGGACAGUUUUUAUGAAUAUUUGAUCAAAUCCUGGUUGAUGUCGGCCAAGACAGAUGUGGAGGCUAAAGAUAUGUACUAUGAAGCCUUAGAGGCAAUAGAGACCCACCUGCUGAAUGUCUCUCCUGGGGGGCUGACCUACAUUGCCGAGUGGCGAGGGGGGAUUCUGGACCACAAGAUGGGGCACCUGGCCUGUUUCUCUGGGGGCAUGAUCGCCCUCGGCGCUGAGGAUGCCAAGGAAGAAAAGAGGGCCCGCUACCGAGAGCUCGCAGCCCAGAUCACCAAGACGUGCCACGAAUCGUACGCCCGCUCAGAUACCAAACUGGGGCCCGAGGCCUUCUGGUUUAACUCCGGCAGAGAGGCAGUGGCCACACAGCUGAGCGAGAGCUACUAUAUCCUGCGGCCUGAGGUGGUGGAGAGUUACAUGUACCUGUGGCGACAGACCCACGACCCCGUCUACAGGGAGUGGGGCUGGGAAGUGGUGACGGCCCUGGAGAAAUACUGUCGAACAGAAGCCGGUUUCUCCGGGAUCCAAGACGUGUACAGUAGCAUUCCCAACCACGACAACAAACAGCAGACCUUCUUUCUAGCGGAGACACUAAAGUAUCUCUAUCUUCUGUUCUCUGAAGACGAUGUGCUCUCCCUGGAAGACUGGGUGUUCAACACGGAGGCCCACCCCCUCCCCGUGAACCACUCGGACAGCCCCGGCAGGGGCGGGGGCCAACUCUGACCCCACCUCCCUGCCACUCCCGGGGCCCAGAGGGUCGCCUUGCCUUUUCAGGACUUGGGACUGUUCUCAAAGGGAUUGGGAACGUAGGCCCCAUUCUGGGCAGACCCAGGGCACAGGUGUCGGACCAGCAACUUCCUUUCCUCUGUGAGGAGACAGGACUUGGAGACGCAGCAAAUGUCGCACCAGGCCCAGACUUUCCUUCCUAUGGAGAAUUUCUAUGAAACCCACUCACUUGCCAUCCCAGGGCCCAAUGACUGGAGGUCUGCCUAUUGUUGCCAUGUAUUUGGGUCACUUCCGUUCAUGUGGGGAGGGUUUUUUUUUUUAAUUUGUUUUGCUUGAUUUUGCCUUUUCUCUGCAGUUGUGUUUUAUCACAGAUUAUAUGCUUUCAAAAUCAUGUGCUUUCACACGCAGUAUCGUCUUGAUGAACUAAACCUUAAAGUGUUUGCAGACACAAACCUUGACC
This is a messenger RNA of Panthera uncia (snow leopard), 3496 nucleotides long. RefSeq names its product mannosidase alpha class 1C member 1 (gene MAN1C1). The record is from RefSeq and is a predicted model, not a curated record. NCBI's taxonomy places the organism in Eukaryota, Metazoa, Chordata, Mammalia, Carnivora, Felidae. Gene Ontology annotation, cellular component: endoplasmic reticulum; extracellular exosome; Golgi membrane. Gene Ontology annotation, molecular function: mannosyl-oligosaccharide 1,2-alpha-mannosidase activity; calcium ion binding. Gene Ontology annotation, biological process: carbohydrate metabolic process; N-glycan processing. Bases 1132 to 3033 code for a protein of 633 amino acids. The transcript is spliced from 12 exons.